AAGACAGAAAACAUUUAUCCAGGCAGAAAGCGAGGAGAGCGAUGGGAACGGACUGUCCGGUGAAGCAUUUACGUGCAGUAGAAGACCAAAAGCGAGGUCUUUAAGUCGGUGAAAAAAAAAGAAAGAAAAAAAAAACGCAACACCUUCGGCGUCUUGGAAGAAAGUGCCGUUGUGUCAACCAUCGUUUGGCUCCCGGGCACGCUUUGUACAGAGCAACUUGGACAGCUGCGUGUUUUCAAGCAAGCCAUCAACAAAGAAUGAAAGCAUUCAAACGAGCCCUGGAAGAGGAGCAUCGCCCGGAGCAGGAGCACUCCUCGGCUGUGUCGGACAGUGAUGACGGCUCUCCACUCGACCUGUCGGGAAGAGGGCUCUUUGGGAAGCGCCGUCGCCGCGGCAACCUGCCCAAGGAGGCGGUGCAGAUUCUGCGGAGCUGGCUGUACGAGCACCGCUUCAACGCCUACCCAUCAGAGCAGGAGAAACUCAGUCUGUCGGGCCAGACCAACCUCUCUGUGCUGCAGAUAUGUAACUGGUUCAUCAACGCACGCCGCCGCCUCCUCCCUGACCUGCUUCGCAAGGAUGGAAAAGACCCCACAAAGUUCACCAUCUCCCGCAAGGUUGGUGGUAAAAGUGAAGGCCACUCAUCCAACGGAGGUGGAGCCAGCUCUCCGGAAAGAAACUCUUCCCCCGGAUCAUCUCAACAGCGUCCAUCUGUCAUCCGCUCUGCCCCCACAUUGGACCUCAGUCUUCUUGGGAACACAGCAACAGCUAUUCUAACAGGAGCGGGCUACCCGGGUAAAGAAGGAUCGGUCCAGGCGCUGAUGAAGCUGGAUACGCAAAGUUUGCUGAGGGAAGCAGAGGAGCAAGGGGCUAACACAGCCUGUCUCACCAGCACAACAAUGGCAGCUAGUCCCACCAGCGGCCUCUUCAACACGCCUCCCCCAACUCCUCCUGAGCUGUUCCCCACCCAGGACUUCAGCGAUUUGAGGCUCCUGGUCGAUGCAGCUCUGCAGAGAGCAGCAGAGCAAGAGAACAUGAAGAGACUCCAGGAGAGCCAGAACAAGCCAGCUGAGUCUGCAAAGACUGAACAAGUGGAGGCACAGGGCAGUCCUUACAGCAGUGACAUGGGCCCCACACCACCUCCAGAAGACAGCCAACAAGUCAUGGAUGCCUCCAGGGUGCAGAGUCUGAUGGAGAAGGCUAUGGCAGUUCCAGCGUCAGCUGUAGCUUCAGUGAAGGCUCCAGUGCCUCAGUCCUCAGCAGGCUCUGUGCUAGUUUCAGCUCCUGUUUUGGUCUCUGCCUCGAGGCUGUCUCCUCUCCCGAUGAAUAAAGUUAUCUGGAGCCCCUUGGAGAAGGACACGGCCAGAGCCUCGAGCCCAAGCCAGCCUCAGCUCAUAGCAGCCCAUCUACCAACCUUAGUGCCACUGUCGACUUCGGCCUUUGAACAGUCCAUUUCUCAGAAACCGGCUCCUGCUCCAGCUGUCGCCUCAUCUUCUUCGUCUCCAACCUCAAGCUCAACUCCAGCUCCACUGCCCACUGCAUGUCUCAUAAGUGCUACAGCACCAGCUACAAGGCCGGUCUCUGUGCCAUCACCAGUCCUUGUCCCAGACACAAGCUCUGCCUCCGUCACUGCUACCAGCCAGACUUCAACCCCAACUGUAGCGCUUGCUCCAGCUGCUCCUUCUUCAACCAUCACCUCUCUCGCAUCCCAAAAAGGAGUCCCACUUUACCUGCCAUUCCACAAAUCCCCUUUAAUCCCCGUCACGGUUCCAUGCCCAUCUCCUGUUUCCACCUCAGCAUCGUCUCUGGCUCCUGUUGCCUCUCCAGAGUCUGCCCCUGCCCAAGUUUCAGUUCCUGUCCCGGCUUCAGCCCCAACGUCCUCCUCAACUCCAACAGUCACACCUCUUGCAGGCCUCGCCUCCCACCUCACUCCUCUUUCUCAGCCCUCUACCACAAGCAGCAGCAGCAGCAGCAGCAGCAGCAGCAGCAGC
Molecule: messenger RNA, 1988 nt
Organism: Toxotes jaculatrix (banded archerfish)
Lineage: Eukaryota; Metazoa; Chordata; Actinopteri; Toxotidae
Product: flocculation protein FLO11
Exons: 3
Biological process (GO): regulation of transcription by RNA polymerase II
Molecular function (GO): DNA-binding transcription factor activity, RNA polymerase II-specific; RNA polymerase II cis-regulatory region sequence-specific DNA binding
Source: RefSeq, a predicted model, not a curated record